CAUGACCUGCCCUUCGCAAGAAAAGUAAACUUAGAUGGAUCUCCUUGAUAAACUUCUGUGAACUCGCCUAACUGGAAAAAACGACAUAGAUGCGGGUGCCGUAAGACGGUUGAUGGCACAAACACGUCAACUUGGCUGAAAGAGGCAAUAUCACCAGUGUGUAGUGAAAGUAUUGACUAUAUGGCUGUGAGAAUUCACAAGAGGAGGAGCUCGGUGUUGAAAGACACAAACUCUCAAGCAGGUGUCUGAGUAAAUAUGUUGGGAGUGCAACUGAUCGCUUGUGACUUUGUUUGUCAGAGCUGUUUCUGGUGUAAUCAGGAGGCAAAUGAGCUGUUUUACAUACAGGGUUGAGGAAAAAGGAGGCAUAUUUUACCUGAAUGAUUCCUGAAGUACAGGGGCGCAGGAGUCUGGAUGGAUCUUCCCAUGUUGAGCCGUAAACGACCUCUGUUCAAUGGAUAUGAAAAGGAGCCUCCGCUGUGCAAAAAGAAAUGUUUGGCCACUCUGAAAACUCUGCUGGACAGAUAUGAGACUGACAGAGACACAGAACAUGCCAGACUGAGGACGAGGUGCGGUCCCCCCUGCACAUCUGACACCUGUGUGAAUGGCGGGACAAAACACCUGACUCACACUGAGCACUUCUUCAAUCAGAUCUCAUCCUGGGCUGACACACAAUCCUCUGUGAAUAAAGUAUUGGAGCAUCUCAAGUCCAGACAAGUAACCGAUGACAUUUUACUCGAUGACUCAAUCAACAAGAAAUUUCUGGAGUUUCACAGUGACAUCACUGAGGAAUGUGGCGCAGAAGAUAAGCAGCAUUCGUGGGCUGUUAUUGAGAAACAGGAAGAGGUCGUCAUGUAUGGACCGUAUUAUCCUAAUUACAACAACGGAGAGCACAGCGAGGACAUCAUUAUUAAACAAACCCAGGAGCUGCUGGAGUCAGAGGAUGUGUCAGAGGACUGGAAAGUGUAUGUUUUCACCAUGAACAGCCCGUGUUUGGCUAGAAACUCAGAUCCCUGCAUGCUUAACCUGGUUCACAGAGCUCAGGAGUGGUGGAGCGUGUAUGGAGUUAAGACUUAUAUUGGUUAUGUGAAAUGCUGGGGCUUCAAAGGAAGUAAAGAGAAUCUGUUCAGGGAUAUUAACUACAGCCAAGUGGAGUGUAUAGAUCUGGCUGAGGACUAUGAGAGCUAUGUUAAAGCAGCUGAGAAGAUUAAUCUUAAUCCUUUAUGUGAAACUCUGUUUCUAGCUGUUAAACGCCGCCUGAGAUCUGCAGGUUUGAUAAACAUGGUGAAAGGUCAGGACUGGAAGAGUUAUUUUAAAAGUAUGCAUAGUAUUUAUGAAAGCAAACCAGAGGAGGAGAAAAAAAUCUUAGCACAGGAGGCGAGCGCCAUGAUAAAAGCUGCACAAGCUCUGCUUUCAGAAAAAAGUGGAAGCUUUGAGGAAUAUUUCGACAAAGGACAUGCAUUUGAUCACACCUUUAGUUCCCAAGUAUCAGACGCCAUCCAGGACCAGAUUAGACUCACAUUUCAACAGUGUUGGAAUGAGAUGAUACAGGACAAACAUGCCGAGUUCAUCAGGGAGAAGCUGACUGAAGACUUCAAUCAAUGCACCGUCCAGCUUUUUAUCAAAGACACUGUAAAGUUCACAAAAGAGUACUUAGACAUUGGAAGGAUACAGUUUCCAGAGGAAGCUCCAAGAUGACGAGGAGGUUACAUAAGAGCAAACAUCUCACACAUGUGUGGUAUGCCUUUGAAGAGGAAUGAAUGACACUCGAGCUCAACAUCAUACAUACUGUUUGCAUUAUGUCAGAAUGCUUUGUCUUUAUUAGUUUCCUCAGCAGAGCUACAGUUGCACACAGAGGAAGGGCAUCAGGUAGUGUUAGUGCACACGUCCACCUCUCACUGUGUCUUUACUUACAAUAUAUCACAAAUGGUGUAUUACAAUUAUACUGGAGUGGAGUUUUUACAUAUAUGCUCGUAUAUUUCUCGGUAAUUAUCCCACAAUUAUCUCCCCCCCCCCCAUGCUUGUCACAAGCAAAUUAAAGCAUUAAGUAUUGCAAACAAACUGUACAGUCUUGGUACAAUACACAGUCAUGAACAACCUUCAGAUAAUAGAUGACUGAUGAUUGUGUGGUUUGGGGUUGUGCAAUUCAUAAUAAAUACUAGCAGGAUGUCUUCUGGAAAGGCCCUCUAAGUUUUCUUAUGGCUGCACAUCUGCACAUGUGCCAGCAGAGGGAGCUAUGUGCCAUCACUUCCAUCCACAUCCAUCGUGCAGCUUACUUGCUGCAAAGGUAGAUUAUCAUGUUGUUUUUUUUCAUAGAGGUGUCACUACAUACAUGUAUUUUUUACACUUUAAAUCAAAGGCGCAAAGGGCCAGCAGGGAGCUGUUCCUAUUGCACUGAGCGGGAGAUCAUGUUUACUGAAGGUCAUCGAAUCUCUGCUGUCUAGGAGUGAUGGAUGUCUGAUUAUCUCGUCUUUGUCAAAUUAGAUAAACUGUGAAAUUACACCUGUGCGUUACAGUUAUUGGUAUCACAUAUAAGUGAUAAGUGAGUGUCAAUAGUGGAGAAUGUUUAAGGGGUCAGUUCAGAUAUUCUUUUCUGUUCAUCCCUACUGGUAUUUUGCCUUGCAGAUGGUUUUAUUUGCUAAAGUUCUAAGUUGUUGCUGCUGAGACUGAGUCGCCCUAUUUCAGCUAAGAUGAUGGGAUGUUUGUGGAAACCUCAAUAGCAAAGUGCUUUAUUGGAUUCUCUGGAUAAUCCACAGACCUCAUCACCUCUGAACAGUUUGAAUCAUCGACCAUCUUGACACUCCCGACGUGUCAAAUACAGCAGUUUGGUCAGUGACCCUACACUUUACACCAGUGGUUCCUGACUGGUGGGUCACGGUCCAAAAGUGGGUCACGUGGGCAAGUGACUCACAAAUCAGUCAAGUUUGUAAAAUAAUGGACAACUACUUUACAGGGACAGCAAAUUAACUUGACGACAUGGCCAAAUGAAAGUAUGACGCUGAAUAUAUUAAACUUUGUUAACCUUUAACUAAUGACUAAGGACAAAUCUGGACCACAUGGCUGGACCAUUCAGGAGCCACCGCUUUAAACUAUGAUGUUCUAGGUACACCCAACGAGUUCUUAUCCCAGAUCGUCAAAUACCGAUGCUUCUCAACACCUUUGACGUGUGAAAUUGACGUCAAAGACACCCUUUGGCGUAUACAUGAGACGCACCCUUUACCAUCUGCAUGUGACGCACAGCUGUUUGCUGGGCAAAACACGUUGUAACUCUUAAUUACCAUAAUUGUCUGAGUUGCGUAUAGGUUUAGGCAACAAAAACUACUUGGUUAGGCUUUGAAGAAAUAUCAUUUCGAGAUGAAGACCGAGUUAAGCCGGAAGUCAAAUCUCUCAAUUUACCAGUCCAUCUACGUUCUGACCCUCACCUAUGGGCAUGAGCUUUGUGUCUUGACAAAAAGAGUAAGAUUGCGGAUACAAGCGGCUGAAAUUAGUUUCUUCUGGGUGGCUGGGCCCAACUUUAAAUACAGUUUGAAGUGGAGUAGAUGAUGCCAGAAGGGUGCCUUUGGCGUUAGUAUCACACGCUGAGGGGUAUGACAAAGUGUCUGUAUUCAAAUAGUCUCUAUAUACAGACUCUACAUUCAGUGAAUGUAGAGUCUGUAGGCAAACCCCGGAGAUCUUGCCUCCGG
Molecule: messenger RNA, 3680 nt
Organism: Epinephelus lanceolatus (giant grouper)
Lineage: Eukaryota; Metazoa; Chordata; Actinopteri; Perciformes; Serranidae
Source: RefSeq, a predicted model, not a curated record